Molecule: messenger RNA, 1605 nt
Organism: Adineta steineri
Lineage: Eukaryota; Metazoa; Rotifera; Eurotatoria; Adinetida; Adinetidae
Source: the annotation of a GenBank genome assembly
AUGGAUAUUUGUGAACAAGAUAAUUUAGGAAGAUUAAGUACUAUUCACCUAGUUCUUGUGGAUAAAUUUGGUAUCAACAGUCAUCAAGCUGUUAUGUUAGCUGCUGGUAUUAGUCAAGAGUUGGAUAGUGUAAAAUCAGGUCAACACCCUUAUACACCAGAAAAAAUAAAAAAAAUUAUUUCAAAAGCUGGAAAAACUCGACCAGAUUUUAUGCAAUCAACAAAUUAUAAACCAUAUAAAUCAAAAAAAAUACUUGGAAAACUAUUUCAAAGUGCUAAUCAUCUUACAGAUACUUUUUCAAAUGCAAAUUUUGAUAAAAACUAUCUAGUAUUAAUUGAUUUAGCACUUCUUCAUGAAAACUUUGAAAAAUAUAUCGAUUUUGCUCAACACCUAUAUCGUAUAUAUAGAUAUGAAAUAUUAGAAAUUAUGGGAGCUUAUGGAUUUUCUAAUGAAAUUGAUCUAUUUUGUUGUGCUGAAUCCUGUGAUAUGGAUGCUAAUGAACGUAGCGAUAUUCAACAUACAGUACAGCAAUUACUCAAAGCCGUUUUUCAUGAUAUGCGACAUAUAUUUUUCAAUGAUGCUAUGUCGGCUUCUGAAGAAAAAGCAAAAGCAGCUGCUUGCUAUUGCGUAGCUUAUACUGAUGACAAUGAUACGGAUGAACGUAUGUUAAGUUUUCCAUGGUUAUUUGCUUCGCAACUUCUUCUUGAUUGUCCAAAUAAUUUAGAAGAUGAAGAUGAACCUAUAUUAGAUUAUAAUUCAACGAUAGCUAAUUGGUUAAAAUUAUACAUACCAAGUUUAUUAAGUUUAAUUCCAAAUAAAGAUGAUCUAACAUUUACGGAAAUCUUGGAAAUUUGCUUUCAAAAGUCUAUUGAAGAUUUUACCAAAAUGCAAUAUGAUCCAAAUAAACAAGCUUAUAAUAACUAUGGCAAUCAAUAUCCACCAAUGAAUCAACCACAAUUCGGACCAGGAAAUAUGUAUGCACCUAACAAUGUUGCACCACCACCAUAUGGACAAUAUCCACAACAACCAAGUGGCUAUCCAACACCAGGUGCAGGAUAUCCAGGUCAAGCACCGAUGUAUCAACAGCAAGGUUUUGUUGUUACACCAAAUUAUCGAUUUUGGAACAAUAUGCGAUUAACACCCAUUGAUUCUAAUACUAAAGUAUUUUUAAUCAUUUCAGGUAUCUUUUGUUUGAUAUGGGGUAUAAUGGCAUUCGGUCUAGAAAUUGGUAUCAUCGUUAAUUCUUAUUCGACUUAUUAUCGUGGUAUUUGGGCAGGUGGAUUUCUUAUUGGUAGUGGGAUUAGUAUGUUGAUUGUAGCAUGCAAGACAUCUCACAAUCUGACUCAAUUAAUAACAACAUUUACUAUUACACUGAUUCUUUGUAUACUAGCGCUUAUUUUAUCUAUUGUGAAUAUCUCUGCCUCGUACCGAUGUAGUUCAGUGUAUAUUUCAUAUUUUUGUGAUGGAAUAUUAGCCACGAAUUUAAAAACAGUCAUCUUAGUCUUAUUCGUGAUUGCUAUUAUUCAUUCUAUAAUCAAUAUGACUGUGAUUGGUAGAGUACAAAAAAGAGCAGCAACAACAUCUCCAACAAAUAUGCCGCACUAA